This is a messenger RNA of Histoplasma capsulatum G186AR, 2643 nucleotides long. RefSeq lists its product as uncharacterized. Bases 1 to 2643 code for a protein of 880 amino acids. The record is from RefSeq and is a predicted model, not a curated record. The transcript has 2 exons. NCBI's taxonomy places the organism in Eukaryota, Fungi, Ascomycota, Eurotiomycetes, Onygenales, Ajellomycetaceae.
AUGCCGUCAGUGAAUACUCUGGAGCCGAGCCCAAUAACGUCGCGAGCAGAUCACCCAGGUCUGAAGGCCCAUAGACCCCUCCCGCGAAAACGCGAUAUAUUACCAACGCAGGAGUCGACAUCAAUACCUCCAUCGUCCAGUCCGAGACCAGAUGUCACGCCUCCCUCGAACGGAUACGCUUAUCCUACCGCGCCAGCGCUCCCGCUGACACCCCCUGGCCUAGGAUUAGGAGCCUGCGAGAAAUCAAGCAAUGGUAUUUCACGAGAGAUUUCCCACGAGCUUAUUCCAGGCACGACAGGGACUGGUACGCCAACGCACCAGCUGAGCCCCCCGACACCCGACAUUACGCCUCCACGAGCUUUCUCUCAGUUUAAAAAGAGGGAAGGUCUUACUCCAAUACACCCGUCCAUGUCCUCGAGGGCUGAGUCGUUCACAACUGCCCGAGAAGCUUUGUCAUCAGAGGAAGAAGAGCUAGAAAGGAGAAAUGUGCCCGCGACACCACUAUUGCGCCCAGCCAAACACAAGCUGCCUCACCCUCUACGAACAAAUACGUCAUCUUGGGAGCCAGAGAUCUCGAAAAAUGCAGGUCCACUCGAGGACGGCGUCGUUGCAGAGGGAAUGAAUGUUAGCCAGACGGACGCAACCACGUUUGAUUCUUUCGAUGGCCAGCGGGCUAAGCCACAGGAAAUCGUUACUACAAAAUUCCAAACAAGGAAACACAGGCGUCGGCCAAUUCUUGGGGAGCACGAUCCAUUCUCCCAGGUCAGCAGUAGCCCUUCUGAUUUGAAUCACAUUUCUAAAUCAUCGUCGAGCCGGGAAAGGAGCUUGAAACAGCGUGUGCAAGAUUCUCAAAAUACUCCCCAUACCUCGUCCGUUGAGGGGUUUGCGGAGGAUAUAGGAUGGGCCGCGGAACAGGAACAGCCGGAUAUGAGCGAACGCAUCCACAUUUGGCGUCUCUCUGGGAUCUCAACCACAUCAACCGUGGAAGCUAUCGUGAUAGACUCUCCACCACGAAAACUGCCGACGUUACGGCAUACGAAAAAGAAAGUCUCCCUUCGUUCUGCCAGUUCACCUCUUCCCAAAUCACACUUUGACGAUUCAACGUCUUCUUUGGCGGACUCUCACCCUCGUUUACUCCGAAGGUCAGCCCGGAUUACCAAUGAAAACCGAUGGAGCGUGUCAUCAGAUAUGUCCUUCGCCGCCAGCGCAACCUCCACGCGACCAAAACCGAAGCACGAUGUCGUACCGGUUGUAGUAAUUCCUCAGCGGCGAUCCUCGUUGAAAUCUACACAUUCUGGCAGCAAGGACCAUUCACGAACGCAUUCUCUCGGUUCUAGUUGUCGGCCUGCAACUGCGCCGGACAACUCUAUCGGGUCUUUUGACAUAGCUCGGCGGACAAGACGCACUUUAUCCGCAUCUCUACCUUCCACGACCUCAAAAAAUGUGGGUUGCGGCAGUUAUUCGUCCGGACCAGUUAUUCCCCAAAGAAAGUCCUCGUUAUCCGCACCUACCAGUAGAAAUAACUCGAGGGCACCUUCGCUGACGUUGGAGAGUUUGCGACAUGCACUUCCUCCUACCUCCCAACCCUCUGCCCCUGAACGCCGCAAUCACAGCGCUAUGGAUUACGGCGCUAUGGAUCCUGUAUCUAUCAAAAUCCCCGCCCAGGAACCUGCCAAACAGUUUGCAAACCUAACUCCACAUACAAGCCAACAGCCAUGUGAUGAAAACGGCCCAAUGAUAUCUCCGUCCCUCACUCUUACGCCGUUUCAAGCAUCCAUUCAGUCAUUAUCUCCUGGCCCAGUGGAGAUUCACGAAGCCAGGGCUGUCCCGUUUUUCUUCCAUAAUAACAAGUCACUUUUGCUUGUAGAUCAGCAGCCUAUCACCGAAUCACGAGCUGUUCAGGAGCUGCGCACCUCUCCAGGCGAUAUGGAAAUGAAAGUUGUUCGACCGACGACCCCAGAUACAUCUAAUCAAGACACAAUAGCUGAUGUUGACUCUCCACUCCGAAACCCUCGUCCUCCGCCAAAACCCCCUGCCGUCAAGGUUAUUCCUCCAACACCUAUGGAUGAAAUUAACCAACCCGCUGUUCCAGAAACAAUCAAUUCCGAAAAAUUCAAUGGCGGAAUGCGUCGCCUUGGCUCAGUUCGCCGUGCUUUGAGCUCCCGGAGACGUGCCGAAACAUACACUGCCCCGGUUUUGUCUCAAAAUGUACGAAAUCCCAAAGCCGGCAAACACAUAGACAGCAAAUUACAUCCAUUUUGGUUACCUCGACCAUUUUGGGAAGGACUUGUGGACUCUGACAUCGAUGGCGAGGGUAUCACCAGGCCUGAUUCUCCUAGCACGAGGAAUAUCGAUGAUCUGUACGUCAGUAACUCUUUGGGUAUACCGCAUAAGCGCGUCGUAUUCGCCGGCCCACUGUCAGUUCUUCGGCGGAUGUCCAACCGUUCUCGGCAUCGGACCGCGCAUCGCAAGAGUGGCAACCAAGAAUUUCCAUCCUUCUACAACACUGGUUUCCCACCCCUUCGGAUCCGGCGCCAGAGGGAACAAGAUAAGCUUGAGGAGCGAAGAGACAAGUUGAGGAAAAGCAUCGGGGGACGAAUUCUAACGAAUAACACUGCCAUCAUCUUUCCAGAUGGUCGAUAA